AAGUAUAAUAACAACUCACUUUGCAACAAAUACGGAUAAGUGAUUAAUACGUUUUUACAAGGAAACAUCUGAAUUCAUUGAAAACAGGUAAAUAUCGUUUACGUAAACAACAUCUUCUCGGAGAUAUAAAAUUUAAAAUUUAAAUCAUUUUCAUAAAUUAUAAGUUAGAAAGUGAAAUGUUACGUAUGAUAUAACAAGUUGAAAGGUGAAAUUGUUAUGUGGCCUUGUGCUGCGUGUGGUUUGGUUGCAGUCGAGUAGGCGAGCGCCCGUAGAAAGUGUCUAACAGUUUGCGUUCCUGCCGACAAUCUAUUACUCCAUUGAGUGUUUUUCUAGACUAUUGUUAUAGAUACUAUUGUCUAAGUGUGUCACAAUGGCUCUGUUACUCGGCUCCACUGUUUGUUUAUCGGUGUCUGAUAAUUUUGUAGCAACUGAGCACCGUCCUCUAGCUCGAAGGAUGUCGGCCCCUGGUUUAACUUCGGAAGCCCAGCUGCGGUACAUGCUGCAGUGGUUCGGAGAAUUCAGUGAGCUGCAGCGAGAGGACUUCCUUCCUGUUUUGGCCGCUGCCCGGGGAGACAAACCUGAUCAGCUGGCAGCUUCAUUGGCUUCUAUAACUUGUGAUGACAAGCCUGUUAGCCUUUUCCAGUGUCGGAUUAAGUUAUUCAAUGAGUGGUUUCCCACUUGGGCUGAGGAGGAUCAAGAUAGACUGAUAAAGAGUGUCUCAGAUACGGACCCUGAGUUUGGGAAGAAAUUGCAGGAUGUAAUGUUGAACGGACCGCAGGUCAAUGGUGACCAGAACGGAUUCUUUGAAUACCAUACACCAGCUCCGGAGGAAGAGAAAAAGACUGAACAUAGCGAAACCUGGAAUAACGAGGAGAAUGGACAUGCUGAGGUGGAAGAGACUGCUGAACCAGCUGUUCCUGAGAACAUUCCCGUAGAAAUUGCAGCUGCAUCUUAAUUUAUUGAGUAAUAAGGUUUCGUUAUUUAAAAACUUUUUUCAUUUUUAGUAUAUUAUGAAUAGGCACACGUUAAAAUUAAAAAGAAAUUGCCAAGUUUAGACAAUGAAGACUACCUUUUAUCUGCUCAGCAGAUGGCGCCAAUGUAUAGAUAGGCCAGUUUAUGCUGUCAAGAAAUUAAUUUCUAAUACCCUU
Spodoptera exigua (beet armyworm) is the source of this 1148-nucleotide messenger RNA. Lineage: Eukaryota; Metazoa; Arthropoda; Insecta; Lepidoptera; Noctuidae. The record is from the annotation of a GenBank genome assembly.